This is a messenger RNA of Mycosarcoma maydis (corn smut), 378 nucleotides long. RefSeq lists its product as uncharacterized. The transcript is spliced from 3 exons. The record is from RefSeq and is a predicted model, not a curated record. Lineage: Eukaryota; Fungi; Basidiomycota; Ustilaginomycetes; Ustilaginales. Bases 1 to 378 code for a protein of 125 amino acids.
AUGCGGCCCGACGAGGUGCUUGUGUGCCUGUUCGUCACCUGUCCCCCCCCCCACCUUUCUCUUCCAGUGCUGCGCUGGAUUUGCUCAUUAGACACCCAUUUGGCCGGUUUUUUCGCCUUGGAAAUCAGCACAAAAUCGUCCGUGUAUGAUUCGCUGGGUGGUGAUCACGCGGAACUUGCCGAGAUUCGCGCUCAUUCUUGCUCACUCGGCCAAAGUGACAGACUUAUGAGCUUCUGCACCCGCGCACAGUCACGAAUUGGCAAGCAAAAGUCCAACUUGCCAGAGGCAACGGCGCAGCUGCAGGACCAGGGCAAUCAUGCCUUAUCUUGCUUUGGAUGUCCAAGAUAUCGCAGAUCAUCCCGCGGCUAUGUUGCGUGA